UGUAGUACGUACGCGUCGUACGUACGUGAGGCCAGCCUCUGAGAAUAUCCGCUUAUUUUUCCGCUGCAGGUAGAGAUUUCUUUGAAAACGCCAGUUCAUUCGUUGCACUAAAGGCUAGUGUAUGGCAGCACUUCCAUACAGAGACAGCACUUAUUUGAAGUCGUCAGAAAGUGGUAACAUGUCCUAAAAAGUGAAAUUUAGCAAAGAAAUUUCUGAAGCAAGUCUCGUACCGUAUAUGUUUAAAGAUUCAUCUUCGAGACGACCAGCUGUAUUGAUUAAGGCAGAGUGACCAUCAGCAGCUCAUUGCAUCAAGGCAGCGUGAAUGUUCAACCCUGGCAGAUUUGCAUUCGAGUCUGCCCGCAGAACUCGGCAAUUGUCUCUCCUGGAACAGUUGUCGGGGUUGCUCAGGAUGGAGGAGACCAGCGGUGGACGACCUGCAAAGGAGAAGGCGAAAGAGAUCUACCCAAACUGCUUUCCUCCCCCGAGGGGCUGCUCUAGUUUGCCAGGAAGGCAACCAGAUGGAGCGGCAACCGGUCAGCAUGGGCAGGAGGUGGGUCUACCCCAUUCAUCAUUCCAUCAGGCCCAGCAAGAAGUCACCCAGCGUGCCCCUUCACCAAACCCCCAGGGCUCAGAGAGUCUCCACCCUGGAAGGCCCACAGCCUGGUUCCCCCAUCCUCCGACUGCCAUCACCCGCUCCUAUCACACCAGCUUUCCCUCCCUAGCCGCGAGCAGUACAUCAUCGUCAUCAUCUGCUAAUAUCAAUGCAAGUGUCCAGACUAGAUCUCCAAGUGAUCAGUCGCAGUCCAAGAGAACAUUGAACAUUAGCUCUGCUGAGUCAAAGAAGCUACGCUCGGAGAUUAGUCCAGGGACCUCAAAUGACCAGGAGAAGUUGUCACUGACCCGACAAGAGACUAGCGAUGAGAAAGUUGAGAUGCUAACCAUAAGAAGUGGAGAUGAACUUCCUUCAGGGGUUACAGCUGAAGGAAAGAGACCUGACAUGUCCAAGUUCAAGCGGAGGUGGAAGUUGACCCCAGCUGGAGAGAGCCGUUACCUUUGGCCAUCGGGCACCGAGGUGUCACUGCUGUGCUACAACGUCUUGGCCCAGUGCUUGAUUGAGAGCAACGACUACCUCUACGACAGCUGUCCAGAGGAGAUCCUGAGGUGGGACUACCGCAAGGAAAACCUGCUGAGAGAGCUUCAACAGGCCGAAGCUGAUAUAAUGUGUCUGCAGGAAGUACAGCUCAGCCACUUCCGUCAUUUUUUCGGACCAGAGUUAGAGAAACUUGGCUAUGCAUCCCUAUAUCAGAAACGAACAGGAGACAAGCAUGACGGUUGCGCCAUCUUCUACAAGAGGGAUAAGUUUGAGCUGGAGGACUGCAAGAAAGUCCGGUUCUACCGCUCUAACAUCAAGCUGCUGGAUCGCGACAACGUGGGCCUCGUGGCGCUCCUGCGUGCCAAGGGAUCCUCACAGGCCCGGGGCCAGCCCCCCAAGCUGUGCGUAGCCACCACUCACCUGCUCUACAACCCCAAGCGGGGUGACAUCAAGCUGGCCCAGCUGGGGGUGCUGCUGGCCGAGAUUGACCGACUGGCAGCGGCCACUGUGUCCCCCUGCCAGCCCCCCUCCGCACCCCAGCCAACACCCCUCUACCACCCGAUCAUCCUGUGUGGGGACUUCAACAGCCUGCCCCACUCGCCCCUCUACAACUUCAUCCGGAACCGGAGGCUGGACUACGUGGGCCUUCAGAAGGUCUUGGUCUCAGGUCAGGGGUCAAGCCGAAGGUCCUUUGACCCCUUGAACUGGCCCCUGUGGCCCUACGAUGUUGGGGUGACAGAUGCCUGCCAGUUUAGGAGCGUUGUGAAGGAACGAUUGAGGAAUAGAGAGAACAGUGAUCAAGACAAGCAAAAGCAAUGCACAGAACCGUCGGAUGCUGCCAACGAGCCCCAAGACUGGGAGAAACGCUUCUCAGAGAGCAUCCACCACCCCUUCCAGCUUGCAUCGGUCCACAGCCACGGCAGCCAACCCCGGGAGGUCACCACCAACCACAGCCGCACCAACUGCACCGUGGACUAUAUCUUUUACUCCAGCGCCCCGCCCAAGCUUGGCGGGAUGCUGCCAGAAAUGCCCAGCCCUCCCGUGACCUAUGCCGGAGAGUUGAAGCUCCUCGAGUACCUGAGCCUCCUGACGGAUCAGGAGGCCACGGACAUGGGAGGGCUCCCCAAUCACGCCUUGUCAUCGGAUCACUUCUCACUGCAGGCCAAGUUUCUGCUGAUUCCUCCGGAGUAGACACAGUGCUUUUUACAUAAUGAAAUAUUUUACUGACAUUUCAGAUGGUGCUAUGUGAACGAAAAGCAGGAAAACACUGCCGAAUUUUGACUGGAUACGCACAACUGAUUCGCGUCAGUACUUAGGAGAAAUGCACCCAAGCACCCAUGCACAGAGCACUGACACUCAAGUGUGUAUUAAAUUAAAGUAUGCUUGAGAUUUUACUGCCAAAUGUUCUCGUCAUGUAAUAGAUAUGCACAGGAAAGACCAGAUCACACACCAGAAAUUAUUUCACAAUUGUAACAAUUUUAUUUUUCUGCUGCUUAUUUCAUAUAUGCUGACCCAUGAUUGAGAAUUUGACGGUGAUUUUAUACUCUAGUAAUGCCAGAGGAAUUAGAGUGUGUACAUGUACAUCUGGGUUCUAAGUGUGUCACACAAAAAUGAAUGUACAUGUAUCAGGGUCGGCCACUUCCUUGUAUUGAGCUCUGUUUAUUGUGCUCCAUUCAUUACCAAGUUUGGACAGUCAGCGACAAUUUAAAAACAAUGCCACAGCCCCACUUAUUUUAUACCAUUUUUAGUGUGCUUGUUUUUGGCCCUGCUCAGGGUUGUGUAAAGCCAUUCAGUCACCUGGCAAAUCAAAGGCCAGGUCACAGGAGAUAGGAUUAAAAGUGUCAAAAAAUGGACAGGACCGGAUUUUAGCCGGUGACUCGAUGCCUGACCAGACAUCUGAUGACUUUUGUUGACUUGUAACAUUAUUAUUACAAUUAGGCUUCUUUUAUCGUCAACCUCUCGUUAUCAUAAGUUAUUUACAGUAUUAUGCUGAUGGGUCGCACUUCAUUAUUUGCUUUGUUUUGUAUGUUAGGGGUUUAUGCUCCAAUUUUAAUGCUAUGGAAAGUACUAUGUCUUUAUUUAUUUCAUUGUGGAAGUCACAGUGUUACCAUUGUUACCCGAAUGUCAUGAAUUCACUCCGAAUUCUUGUUGAGAAACAUUCUCUAUGGAUUAUUUUAUUUCAAAGAAUAAAUCCUUUACUGGACACAUUUCCAGCCGGUGUGUUAGGGUUUUCUUGAACUAAA
Messenger RNA from Acanthaster planci (crown-of-thorns starfish), 3336 nucleotides. RefSeq names its product angel homolog 2 (gene angel2). Lineage: Eukaryota; Metazoa; Echinodermata; Asteroidea; Valvatida; Acanthasteridae. Gene Ontology annotation, molecular function: 3'-5'-RNA exonuclease activity. The record is from RefSeq and is a predicted model, not a curated record.